Molecule: messenger RNA, 1730 nt
Organism: Perca flavescens (yellow perch)
Lineage: Eukaryota; Metazoa; Chordata; Actinopteri; Perciformes; Percidae
Product: 5-hydroxytryptamine receptor 3A
Exons: 9
Coding region: 41-1135 (364 amino acids)
Biological process (GO): monoatomic ion transmembrane transport
Cellular component (GO): membrane
Molecular function (GO): extracellular ligand-gated monoatomic ion channel activity; transmembrane signaling receptor activity
Source: RefSeq, a predicted model, not a curated record
UCUGAGGCACAUGUCAUGAAAAAGGAUUAAAAGACUGAAAAUGACAGAUGUAAAGCCCAAUGAGAUCAUCUUCAUUUGUUUCAUGCUGCUUCAAGGUUUUGUGACAUCAUUGAACUGCACCAGCCCAACUCCUGAAUCCUUGGUUGAUGCCCUUGAGAAGAAUUUAUUCCCUAAAAAACUAGUGCGACUUGUAAAAAGCUUUUCAAGUCCAGUUAACAUAACCAUUGGUAUCACUGUGGUGGGAAUUAUAGGAGUGGAUGAAAAAUCCCAAAUCCUAACAACACUCUUAUGGCAAAUUCUGGAGUGGAACAUAGAGGGACUGAGCUGGGAUGAGGAGGAAUGUGGAACUACAAGAGUCUCUGUCCCUCGAGAACAACUUUGGGUCCCAGACAUCAACAUCGCAGAGUACAUGGAUGAAGACAAAGCUCCCAAAACUCCCUAUGUCUACUUAUACAACACAGGUCAUGUAUUUGAUGUUAAGUCACUCAGAGUGGUCAGCUCCUGCCAAUUAGUAAUCUACACUUUUCCCUUUGAUAUCCAAAACUGCUCUCUGACAUUUGGACCAUAUCUACACUUUGCUACGGACAUGAGGAUGAUUCAAGGCCUCACGUCUGAAGAGAUCCUAAAGGAGUCCCAAGAUGUGUUGCAGACCAAUGGGGAAUGGGAGCUCGCAGGGAUCAGUGUAGCUCCUUCUACCUUGACAUUACAUGGAGGAAGCUACUCUGAGAUCAAAUACUAUAUCAUUCUGAGACGUAGGCCAGUGCUCUAUGUGGUGAACCUGCUGAUCCCCAGCUGCUUCCUCAUCACAGUGGACCUCUUCAGCUUCCUGCUGCAUCCCCAGACUGUGGACCGCUCCUCCUUCAAGAUGACCCUCAUCCUGGGCUACACCGUCUUCCUGCUCAUCAUGAACGACCUGCUGCCUGUCACUGGGGAGACAACACCUCUCAUCAACGUUUUCUUCUCCAUCAGCCUCGCUCUGAUGGUGGCCAGCCUGUUGGAGACGGUGUUGAUCACUAAUAUCCAGUGCAGCUCCAGCCAGUACAGUGCGGUGCGGUACCUCGCUGGCUCGCUGGCUCGUUUUUCUCCCAAGGAAGAAAAAGAGCAACCAAAUCAUCUUCCUCAACCCAUCUCUUAGAGAGCCGGCCCUGGAUGAACUGAGGAAGCUGAGCAGAGAUCUCCUGGCCAUACGCCUCCAGGUAGACAAACACUUCCAGGGGAGUGAAACCUCGCAGGAAUGGCAAAUAAUCGGGAUAGUGAUCGACCGUCUGCUGUUUGGCUUGUACAUUGUCUUCAUCGCUGUCAGCUUCAUCACCAUCAUAUGUCUCUGGAGCAACCAUUAUGCAGCAUGAUUUAAGCAAAGCGUAAUAUGCAUGAUUGACAUAUCAGCAGUUUAUAUGCUGUAUUCUGAGAUGUGGCACAUGUUGAUAAUUCUGUCAAGGAAGACAAUGUAAGUUUCUGGAUCUUGAGAGUUGUAUUUGUCAAAGAUUUGAAGAACAUGGAUUUUCAUAUAUAUAGAUGGGGUUUUAGCUUUACAUGCCUUAAUUUGUCCUUGCAUUGACUACUGUCUGCCACCAACCAAAAUGGUGGCAAAAGUUGCUAAACAAAUGUAUCACAUAAAAUAAUCAGUCUACUCUAAUUAAAAAAUAUUGGCUACUCCAUUUCAUAAAAAAGCCUUAACCUUAUGUCUAAAAGCCCCUCUGAAAACAAAUGUUUUAAACCCUUGUGUUGCC